Cooperia oncophora is the source of this 708-nucleotide messenger RNA. The record is from the annotation of a GenBank genome assembly. NCBI's taxonomy places the organism in Eukaryota, Metazoa, Nematoda, Chromadorea, Rhabditida, Trichostrongylidae.
AUGAUCGGAGGACUAUUUCUUUAUAACCACAAGGGCGAAGUUCUUAUUUGUCGAAUUUUCCGAGAUGACUUAACGAGAGAUGCCGUGAAUGCCUUUCGUGUCAAUGUUAUACAUGCAAGACAACAGGUAAGAUCUCCCGUCGUACUCAUCGGACGAACAACAUUUCUGCAUCGGAGAUGCGGUACCGUGUGGAUGGCUGCUGCUACAAGAAUGAACUCGAAUGCUGCUGCUGUGUUCGAGGUUUUGCAAAGACUCGCCACAACUAUGACGGAAUACUUUGGGAAAAUUACGGAGGACAGUAUUCGCUCGAAUUUUGUCCUGAUCUAUGAAAUUCUCGACGAACUGAUCGAUUUUGGAUAUCCGCAAAUAUCAGAUGCUACUGUACUGAAGAGUUAUAUAACUCAAACCGGUGUGCGCGGUGUGACGAGAGAGGAACAGCAACAAAUUACUAGUCAGGUUACUGGUCAAAUAAGCUGGCGGCGCGAAGGGAUAAAAUAUCGUCGUAAUGAGCUUUUCAUUGACGUUGUGGAAUGUGUGAAUUUAUUGAUGAAUCAGAAGGGGCAAGUUCUCUCUGUAAACGUGGCUGGCAAGGUUCUGAUGAAAUGCUUCUUGUCAGGAAUGCCCGAAUGUAAAUUCGGUAUUAACGAUAAGAUUACUCUACAACAAUCGAACAGUCGGAAUCAGUCGGACGAUGCCACAAAGGCGUAG